Molecule: messenger RNA, 1818 nt
Organism: Lytechinus variegatus (green sea urchin)
Lineage: Eukaryota; Metazoa; Echinodermata; Echinoidea; Temnopleuroida; Toxopneustidae
Exons: 1
Coding region: 1-1818 (605 amino acids)
Biological process (GO): DNA integration
Molecular function (GO): nucleic acid binding
Source: RefSeq, a predicted model, not a curated record
AUGAGAUUAGAAGUUGAGAAAGUAAUGUUCUUCACGGACAGCAUGAUAACUCUACAGUGGAUCAAGUCUUCGGCCAGGAUAUAUAAGCCUUUUGUGUCAAGCAGAAUAGGGGAGAUUCAGACUCUCACUGACCCCUCAAGCUGGAAACAUAUACCUGGUGAAGAUAACACAGCAGACAAAGUGUCAAGAGGAAUCGCAGUAAACGACCUUAUGAAAGAAUGGAAGUGCGGUCCUAGAUUCCUGCAUCUCGACGAAACAGAGUGGCCAGUAGACAAGGUGAAUAUCGACCAGAGUCUUGAGAAUCUAGAGAGACGAAAGAUUAAUCAGACAGUGUUAGUUGUCAACAGCACAUCAAUUGCCCCCAUCGAAUCCGAACAUUUCUCAAGUUGGCGAAAGUUAGUCAGAGUGACUGCCUACGUUCUCAGAUUUGUACGGAUUCUCAAGUCAAAGCUCAAUAAAGAAUCCAUGCCAGAAGCUGAUGUGACAUUAGCCCCAGCAGAGUUGGAGAAAGCUGAGCUAUAUUGGACAAAGGAAGCGCAAAAGGGUCUGAAAAGCAGAUUUGAGAGAGGAGAGUUCAGAACCCUUACUCCUUUCAUUGAUAACGAAGGAGUAAUCAGAGUAGGAGGAAGAGUUGAGAACUUAGUGACAUCAUAUGAAUCUAGACAUCCAGCUCUACUCCCAGGUUCCCAUCACAUAGCUCUACUUUUCACACGUCACGUUCAUGAGAUUGGACACCCAGGUGUUGAGACGACAACCGCCAAGGCGAGACGCAAGUUUUGGAUCUUACAAGGACAUCGUUUGGCAAAAACCGUCAAGCAUCGUUGUGUUAAAUGCAGGUCAACAGAAUGCAAGCGUGAGACCCAGAAGAUGGCUGAUUUACCUAGUAAUCGUGUCGCACCUCACACUCCACCAUUUCAUUACACCUCCUGUGACUAUUUUGGCCCCUUUCAAGUAAAGGUUGGUCGUAAUAAGAGGGCCAAGCAUUAUGGUGUAAUCUUUACAUGUCUAAAUACGCGUGCCGUUCAUCUGGAAAUGGCAACUGACUGUUCAACAAUGGAAUUUCUCCAAGUCCUAAGGAGAUUCUUAUCAGUGAGGGGACGACCAGCUCAGAUCCUUAGCGACAAUGGAACGCAAUUUGUGGGAGCUCAACGCGAACUUCGCGAGAUGAUAUCGGGAUGGAGUGAAGAUGAGCUCAAAGAUUUCUGUGCAGAUAAGGGGAUACAGUGGAAGUUCAUCACCCCUAAUGCAGCCCACCAAAAUGGGUGCGCUGAAUCUCUUGUUAAAAGUGCCAAAAUAUCAAUCAAGAAAGCAAUUGGUGAGCAAGUGCUCACACCAUUUGAGUUGUAUACAUGCUUUCUUGAAGUAGCUAACCUUAUGAAUGAGAGACCGAUAGGACGGAAAUGCAAUGACCCAGAUGAUGGAAAUUAUUUGUGUCCAAAUGAUAUGUUGUUAGGCAGGUCUUCUAGAAAUGUCCCACAAGGUCUAUUUAAGCAAACCAAGAAUCCUCGCGAUCGCGUAGAAUUUGUUCAGCUAAUAGUGGAUUCUUUUUGGAAGCAGUGGUCUCAAAACGUCCUACCACUGUUAGUACCAUGUAGAAAGUGGAACACAGAUCGAAGGAAUGUUAGAGUUGGUGACGUUGUAAUGACUGCAGAGAGCAAUGCAAUCCGUGGAAAGUGGACUAUAGCAAGAAUCAUUCAGGUUUAUCCGGGACCUGAUGGUAAAGUUCGAAAUGUGAAGCUAAAAACUGUUUCCGGAGAGUAUCGUAGACCCAUUACAAAACUAGCGGUUAUCUACCCAACAGAAGGUUAUAGUGACUAA